UUGACACUCGACUUCACGUGCAGCAUGGCAGUGCGCUACUGAUUGUUUACAUCGGUCUUUCUUAGAGCACUUUCCUGAUUUUGACUAUUAAAACGGCCCCUCCGUGCGAGAAAUGCUAAUUCUGCGUAAGGCGCUUCAAACUAUCAAGACACCUCGAUUCGACACAUAGGAAGCUUUAGCGCGGCAAUGGCUGAAGCUCUAGCAAAACAUGAAGCCGAACAAAAGGCAUUUCAGGCGAAAAAGCAGCCAUAUAAGCCACGCUACAACGGCCGAGUAAAGAAAAGACAAUGGGAACAAAGUUCCGAAACAGAAGAAGGCGCGAGCAAGCGACCGGCCAACUUCGAUCCGGCUGACCGCGUGAAACGACGUAAAUAUGCAAUGCUCCUUGGCUACAGUGGGGCAAACUACUUCGGAAUGCAACGGAAUCCCGGCAUGAAGACAAUUGAGGAGGAUGUAUUUAAAGCAAUGUUCGAAAACAAACUCGUCACUGAAGAAAUGUUCAACCAGGCGCAGUUGAUUCAAUUCCAACGAGCUGCUCGCACUGAUAAAGGAGUCUCCGCUGCCCGACAAGUUUGCUCUUUAAAAUUCCCUGACGAGUUUGAUUUGAAGGCCCUAAAUGCAAGUCUUCCGGACGAAAUUCGGAUUUUUAGUAUUGUCCGCGUGACGAAAGGAUUCAAUUCGAAAGAUCAAUGCAAUUCUCGGACCUAUACAUACACCUUGCCGACGAUCUCCUUUGCUGAGCACCAGGAAAAGGAAGUCCAAAUGGAAAGUUAUAGAGCACCGAAAGAGAGAAUCGACCGUCUCAAUGAAAUUUUAAAGCAGUUCGAAGGCACGAAGAACUUCCACAAUUUUACAAGUCGAAAAGAUUUCAUUGAUCCAUCGUCCAAACGCUACAUCAUGUCCUUUGCAUGUUGCGAACCAUUUCUCAGCCCCGAUAAUAUUGAAUUCGCCACAAUCACAAUCCAAGGACAAAGCUUUAUGUUACAUCAAAUCCGUAAAAUGGUUGGUUUAUCUCUGGCCGUCCUUCGUGGCCAUACAACCGAAGAAACGAUAAAACGUUCAUUCACAGAAGAACGUCUUGACAUACCAAUGGCUCCGGGUCUAGGGCUGGUACUUGACCGAAUUCAUUACGAUCGAUAUAAUGAACGUUACGGACAAGAUGGUGUGCACGCACCAUUGACGUGGGAGAAAGAGGAACCUGAAAUUCAAGAGUUUAUUAAUAAAUAUAUUUUUCCAACUAUUUAUAAUAUUGAAAUGAAGGAGAAACCAAUGGUGGCGUGGCUUGAGACGUUAGGAUUUCAUUCAUAUGAUGUGAGGACAGAUCAACAAGUGGAUGAGGCGGAGGAAAUCCGUGAGAUUAAGGCUUCGGAAUGCUCAACGGAGACGGCUGAAGUGCAAAAUGACACUGAGACAUCUAACUUGCAGACAGUUUAGCUGUAAAUUGAACAAGUUUUGUAAUGUGGGUGAGAGUAAAUGUACGGCUAGCGAAUGCAUUGUAACGAAUAAAGCUCAUUGUUUUAUAAAAUGGAA
This is a messenger RNA of Hermetia illucens (black soldier fly), 1530 nucleotides long. RefSeq names its product tRNA pseudouridine synthase A (gene Pus1). Gene Ontology annotation, cellular component: nucleus. The record is from RefSeq and is a predicted model, not a curated record. Gene Ontology annotation, biological process: tRNA pseudouridine synthesis; mRNA pseudouridine synthesis. The coding region runs from base 187 to 1434 and encodes 415 amino acids. NCBI's taxonomy places the organism in Eukaryota, Metazoa, Arthropoda, Insecta, Diptera, Stratiomyidae. The transcript is spliced from 4 exons. Gene Ontology annotation, molecular function: pseudouridine synthase activity; RNA binding.